AUGGCCAAGAUUCCACGCAAUUUCAGACUCCUUGAGGAGCUUGAGAAGGGCGAAAAGGGUAUCGGCGAUGGAUCAUGUUCUUACGGCUUAGAAGAUGGAGACGACAUCAUGAUGAGCAACUGGAACGGCACUAUCAUCGGUCCUGGACAUACAGUGCACGAGAACCGCAUCUACAGUCUCAAGAUCCACUGUGGCAUAUCUUAUCCAGACGAGCCUCCCACUGUGCAGUUCAUCUCACGAGUGAACCUUCCGUUCGUCAGUCAAGCAGACGGCAAAGUAGAACAGUCGAAAUUAACCGUCCUCGCCAAAUGGAACCGAGACAACAGCAUCGAGACCGUUCUGGUCAGCAUUCGACGAGAAAUGGCUUCGUUCAACAAUCGAAAGCUUCCCCAACCGCCAGAGGGUAGCGUGUUUUAG
Messenger RNA from Pisolithus orientalis, 417 nucleotides. Its product is annotated as UBC-like protein. Gene Ontology annotation, cellular component: nucleus. Bases 1 to 417 code for a protein of 138 amino acids. NCBI's taxonomy places the organism in Eukaryota, Fungi, Basidiomycota, Agaricomycetes, Boletales, Pisolithaceae. The transcript is spliced from 4 exons. Gene Ontology annotation, biological process: protein K63-linked ubiquitination; DNA damage tolerance. The record is from RefSeq and is a predicted model, not a curated record.